Molecule: messenger RNA, 5715 nt
Organism: Anopheles marshallii
Lineage: Eukaryota; Metazoa; Arthropoda; Insecta; Diptera; Culicidae
Gene: Dlg5
Product: disks large homolog 5
Exons: 7
Coding region: 1-5715 (1904 amino acids)
Molecular function (GO): protein binding
Source: RefSeq, a predicted model, not a curated record
AUGGCAUCAAGUGAAAACAAUAGUGAUGAUGGUGGACACAAUGUGUUUUCAGGCUUUUCAAGCUCGAACGGUAGCGCCCCGGAGUACGAACAUCUGAUGCAGUUCGAGUAUCUCAAGACCAAGUACCGGGAUGUGGUAUCCCAGCUGAAGACGGUUUCGAACGAAAAGCAACGCUUGGAACAUGAUUUUCAGCUGCUGAAGAAAGAGCUUGAAGGAAAGGGUGAUUUUUUCAACAGUUAUCACGAGUACAGCGGGUUGAAACAGAAGUACGAUACGUUGCGCCAUCGGUAUGAGGAAAUUACGAAAGAUCCAGCACACUGCAUAAAGUUGUGUGAGGAAUUGAAGAAAGAGCGCAACAAGUACAAGGAAUUAUUGAAGGCGACGGAACUGGAACUCGAAACCGUCCUAUCGGAGCGGGGCAGUGUGCUCAAGGAAAACCAAAAGCUUUACGAUAAGAAUGAAGCCCUCGAACGGGAAGUGCAGGGCAAGCUGAAGGAAAUGGUUGCGUUGAAAGAGAAAAUCGAGCUACUAAAAACACGCCAAGAGUAUCAACAACUUUCGAACGAAAGUAGCUGGAACAAGGAAUUGUCCGACAGCAAAGAUAAGUUCAGUAUUGUUUCGGAAAAUUUGGAAACUGCCAACCAGGAGAUCGAACGUCUAAAAAAAGCGCUUGACAAGGCAAAGGCCGAGAUAGCGAAAGCGAUCCACGACACCGAGGUGGCCAAGCAACGGCGGGAUUGGGCAAUAUCGGAACGGGAAAAGAUUGUACAAGAGCGUGACAGUGUGCGCAAUCUAUGCGAUGAAAUCCGCAAAGAGCGGGACACAGCCACGUCGAAGCUGCUGGCAGCGAUACGUGAUAAGGACGAUGCGCACAAAAAGAUCGAGCUGCUUACCGAUCAGCUGGAGCAGAUGACACGCGACAGUAUUAACAAUAAUGCCGGUUCCAGCGGCCAAACUCCGUCCUCCAACCUGCCGGGCGGCAAUCAGUCGCAAGCGAACGGAGCUGGUACGGGUACGCCAACAACGCCAAACGCGUCGUUGGUGUCGAUGAACAAUAGUAAUAGUCAUCGCAAUUCGCACUAUAGCAGCUUUAGCUCGAUCUACAACUUGGAAUCACUGCAGCAGUAUGACGUGGAGAUGGUCGAAAUCGAUACCUCGCCGUUGUUGAGCAAUUCGUCUGACUGGGGUCUCACGAUCAGUGGCGAUCUCGAUCACAGCUAUGGUAGCGAUCAUAGCAACACGAAGAAUCUCUGCGGUCCGUACGUGGCUGCCGUGGAGCACGACUCGAUCUUUGCCGGCAAACUGAAACCGAACGAUAUCAUAUGCCAAAUAAACAACCACGACUGCAGCACUUUCUCGCGGCGCAUGAUCUACCGCACGAUUCGGAACAGUGUACCACAGUGCAUCAUUACGGUGAAGCGGCCAACGAAGCGAUUGCUUCCAGUUCAGAUCCCCUUUACGAGCACGAAUCGGAACCAUGGGCUGUGUCUCGAGCUGGGGCUAUACAUAGCGAAACUGGAGCCGAAUUCAAUCGCCGCCAAGGAUAGUCGAUUGGCGGUGGGAGAUCGAAUAUUGUCGAUCAACAACAAACCGAUGGAGAGCAUCAAGAACAUUAACGAUGUACACGCUUACAUUAACGAUAUGCGUAACAGCAGCUUGAAUCUGAUCGUUAUCAAGGAAAUGCUGGAAAGUCAUCCGAGCUACGCUAGCUUCUACCAGCCACGGUUGAAACACAUCCGCAACACUACGAGCUGCACACAGACGGACAAUUCACUGUCCACGUUCGGCAGCCAGCACACCACCAAUACGAGUAGUGUGAACACAAGCGCAAAUGCGAUGACGAUGAUGAACCAUAGGUUGAGCCUAGAGUUUGACAAUAACAAUCACUUCCUACCGUCGGCGAUGCCUUCCUCGUCGUACCAACCUUCCUCGAGCACGCCGAACUCCGUUGCUGCCAGUACGCCAUCGUCCACGAAAUCGGCCUCAAAGUUAACGGAGUUUAUACAGAAAAUUAAAGACAAGAUGGCAAUCAGUAACCACAGCAAGGAGGCUGGUGGUGCCGGUGGUAGCCAAGAGCACGAUGCGAUCGCAGCCCUUGACUCUGUGCUGGAUAGUGAUGAACAGUCGAGGGAUGGGAAACGUUCCAAGCGCCGUAACAAAAACGAUCCACAUAAUCAGUCGGACGUUCCGCGCGGUACGUGGCCAAGGGUGAACAUGACGAUCCACAUCAACGAGACGCACCCGGGCACGAUAGUGCAGAAGAAAAAGAUAAGACCCCAGUUGACUAUUCCGCGAGGAGGUGAUCUGGACAAUAACAACUACUUUGCUGCCGUCAUGAAUGAAGCCAACACUAUACCUACCAGCUUUCAGCCGGAUAAGAUCACUGGUGGGCCAAUGUCGCCACAGGGAAUGCCGGGUAGUGGAGGAUCGAGUGGUGUUGGUGGUGGUGGUGGAGGUGUUGUAGGUCCCGGUGGUGGCAUGACUCCUUCUGGUGGUGUUUCUAACAGCGGACAGGGAACGCUCCCUAGUUCGAGCAAACGCAAUUCAAAUCCCGUAAUGCCCAUGGAUAUACAACGACUGCUUGCACUGAAGUAUGGAGAUGCGACAGCGGCUGGAAUGGUUGGUGGAAACGUAGGUAACUCACCCGCAACUGGUACGAUGGGAAAAUCUCACACCGGUGGUGCACCAUUUCCGCGAUCUUCGACGUACGACGAUCGGCACCACGAUGGUGGUGGAUUAAAUUUAAACAAACAUCGUUUUAGCCUGAACCUUUCGGCGAUGAGCAAACAACCGUUGCAGCAACAGCAGCAGUUAAUGUUACCGCCACACCAGCAACAAAACUCGCUCGAUUUCAUUCCAAUCCCAACUUCCUCCUCUUCGCAAAAGAGUAACCAUUCGAUCGAUUCUGCCAGUGCGUCGCAUUCGCUGUCGAAAAGUCCGCCAGUUUAUUAUCCGGGCGCGGCCGGAACGCUCGGCAUACCUACGUCGAAAACGACCGAAUUUUUCAUGACCUCAAAGAUUACGAAAUCGUUGUCGAAAUACUCGAGCGAUAAUGAAAGCAUCGACACGGAAACACUCUCCCUCGGGGGGAUGCACGGUGGCGGUGGUGGUCCGUCGAUGGGCGGAAUGUCAACGAACAUGGGUCCAACAAGUAGCGGAGGUAUGCAGGGCAUCGUUGGCGGCGGCGGUGGUGGUGGUGGUGGUGGUCCCGGUAACACUAAUACCCUGCCACUGUCUCACAUGCGCAAGCAGUUGAUGGGAACUGGUGGUACUGGAGGUGGUUCGUCAUCAAGUCGCAGUGGCCACACCCUACAUCCAGCGGCAACAGCCGGUUACGGUGCAACCAUAUUUCCCGGUUCGUAUCCACAUCCCUUUAUGCGCAACCAUCAUCAGCCAGGAGGGAACAGUGGCGGCGGAGGAGGUGGUGGUGCUAACGACCACAUGAUGGCGUUUCAAUCGGGCAGUGGAGGAAAUGGAGCAACGGGACCGGCCGCAAUCGGACAUCACUCGCACGGCGCUUCCAUGGACUAUUCCUACCGAUACAGUCAGAUCCAAUCGUCCAAGGAGGAUGUUCCCAUAUCCGGAUACACCGGUGGCUACGAAGGUGGCACAUUCCCGCGGAACAAAAGUCACCCAACGAGCAAUAGCAACCAUCAUCACCAUCACCACCAUCAUCACCACCAGGGAGGCUUUCGCAUACCUUCGAACCAGAGUGUAACGAGUCGCGGGAGCGGCAUCAAGAUAAGCAACGGUUCUAUUGAUUGUAGCAGCUCGGAACGUGCCUCACCGAUUCCAACGUUCGAGGUACAAGUGUUGAAACCGGGUCACGUCCCGUCCGGAGGUGGCGGUUCCGGUUCGAACAAGCGGAGCUCUCUCCAAGAUUACGGACAAUCCAAACCAAACGUGGGCGAACUUCGACUGGUGCAGAUCGAUAAAAGCGAAAUGUCGUUAGGGAUAAAAAUUUUCUGCCGACGUAACGGAGGUGGAGUGUUCGUGUCUAACGUGGGAGAAAAUAGUCUGGCCAGCAAGGUCGGUUUGCAUAUCGGCGAUCAACUGUUGGAAGUGUGUGGUAUAAAUCUGCGCAAAGCAACGUACGAAUUGGCGGCACACGUGCUCCGACAGUGUGGUAACUCUAUUACCAUGCUUGUGCUCUACAAUCCGGUUGUGUACAGCAACCUGACCACAAGCGAAGACAAUCUUGCACGAUCGGGUUCACCGACACCGCAGAACUCCCCACGCUCCAUGGGGCGUUCGUUAAUUUCAGCGGUAAAUACGGCGGCCGUCAAUUCUAUGACUGCUACGAUGACCACCGCGAAAACGUCAUCACUCGUUAAGGCGCAAGAGUUUAGCGAUAGUCUUGAGCAUCAAACGCAACUGCACGACGACGAGGAAGAUGGUUCCGUAGCCGUAGGUAGUUCCGGUGUGCCUGGCCAAGGUAACCUGUACAAAGAACAACCGCGAGAGAUUUACAUCGAAACGCGUAAAACCUCCAACCUGGGAAUUACGUUGGUUGGGGGUAAUGCAUAUGGUAUCUUUGUCCACGGCGUCCAGAAGGACUCGAUCGCUGACCAGGCAGGAUUGCUAGUGGGCGAUCAGAUACUGGAGUUUAACGGUACGGAUAUGCGUCGUUCCACGGCGGAGCAUGCAGCACUUGAGAUUGCGAAACCGGCCGAUCAUGUGAAGGUGCUCGUAUUGUUCAACAUUCAAAAGUUCAAUCAAAUCAAAGAUAAACCGGGCGAUGCACUGUACAUCCGGGUCGGAUUUGAUCGUAAUUGCGAUCAAGGGGAUUCGGAGCUAUCGUUUACGAAAGACGAGGUGCUGUUCGUCGACAAUACCAUGUUCGGUGGCGUUCCGGGUAAAUGGCGCGCUUGGAAGCUAGACGAAUACGGCCACAAGAGGCAAUGCGGUAUCAUUCCCAACAAGCUGAAAGUCGAAGAAGAACUACGACUGCUUGGAGACCCGGGUGAUGUAGAUACGACGGCACGACGAGGUUCAACUUCAGCUCGAAGAUCGUUCUUCAAACGUAUCAAACCACAGCGGAGCUCGUCUCGCGAUUCAAAGGAAUUGGCCAGCUUCAGCAAUACGCACCUGAGCCUGUAUCUCGAUUCGGGGUCAUUAAGUGACGAUGGAUUAAGCAGCUACCAGCGCGUAGAACGGUUGGAAUACACUUACCGACCCGUGAUAAUAUUGGGGCCACUGUCCGAAUUUGUCAUCGAUAAGUUAUGCGUGGAUUUCCCAGAAGACUUUGCCGUCCUGCAGGAAAGUCAAAAGAAAUGUACCAAGGACGAAAUGGAGCUAGCGAUACAAAACAAUACGAUCGCGGACUAUAAACUGCGCAGCAAUGGCAUAUUUGAGUAUACGAGCAUGCAAGCCGUCCGGGACAAUAAGCAAUGUCACUGCAUACUGAACGUAAGCAUGGCGGCAGUAGAACGAUUACAGCGCGCACAAAUAUAUCCGGUCGUGUUGCUAUUGCGCUUCAAAUCGGCCAAACAAAUCAAGGAAAUCAAAGACUCGCGCUAUUCCACCGACAAAAUCUCGGCCAAAGCGGCGAAGGAAAUGUACGAGCAUACACUCAAGAUGGAAUCGGAAUAUCGACAGUUUAUAUCUGUUGUUAUUUCGGGAGUGAAUAUUACACACAUGUGUACGCAGAUAAAGGCAGCCGUGGAUAGCGAGCAGAAGAAAAUUCUUUGGGUGUCGAUACCGUCUCCGUUGUGA